Plectropomus leopardus (leopard coralgrouper) is the source of this 1470-nucleotide messenger RNA. RefSeq lists its product as uncharacterized. The record is from RefSeq and is a predicted model, not a curated record. NCBI's taxonomy places the organism in Eukaryota, Metazoa, Chordata, Actinopteri, Perciformes, Serranidae.
ACAAUCAUGCAGUGUUUUUUAAAAACAUACGGACUCAACCAAAAAAGAGAGUGCAAAGCAUCUGAAUCUACAGAGUUCAACUGGGAAAAAUACAACCUGCGGCUUUUUGCUAUUUUGCUUUUUGACGUGGCAAAAUCAAGAGAACCGGGGACAUGUCGGACAGAUGGUUGAUUUUGAAAGAAAACCGUCUUUCGGGGAAUUUCAUCCCAUCCGGUCAGCAGCUCCACAGGACUCCACCUCUGACAGUUAGGAAACACCUGGAUUUUUGUGAUGAAGAUUCAACUGAGGAUCAAGAGGAAGCACGGCAGAAUACGGAGGCUGAUAGUGGAGAUGACAGUCACCAAAACAUGACGUUUGAUUUCAGCAAAAACACAGAAAACAUUUCAGAUGACCCUACCUCCAUGCUGAAGGGGAUGAAGGGGUAUCACGUGACACCAAGUGACUUGGAGUUUAUUAUGAAGAUUAAAGAAGAGAAAGUUAUUAAGGAACUGGAGAGAGAUCUGGACGAGGUGCAGAGGUUGUUACAAAAGGAAAAAAAGGACCUACAGUCGACGUAUGUUUGCAGGGACACGCACCUGGCUGAACUUGAAAAGUUUCCAUCCUGCGAAGACAUCACUGCGUGGGCGAAGGUGGUCCUUGAAAUGACUUCACCAUCGACCGUGUUAACAGACCAAGACGCUAAGUCCCUGCUGGCCAUGGUGACGUCAGAAAACAUCCAGAAAGUCAUGGAUAAGAAGAAGACUGAGGUUGCUCGCUUGCAGAAGAUGCUGGCAAACAAGAAGAAGAAAGAGGCCACAGAGAAAGACCAGCUUGAGAAGCAAAUUGUCAGAGAACAGCUGAAGAUACAGACGUUAACAAGACAGUUAUUAGACCUGCACUCAGAGCUCGCACAAGAGGAGGAAGCCUACAAAGCUCUUGAAAUGCAGAUUAAAGCCCAAGAAGCAACAGAAAUCAAAGAAGAAGCAGAUGCCUCAGAGGAGCCACAAGUUGCUAAAAUACACACAAAACGCAGAGGAAAGGAAGGGAAAGUGGCUGUUAAUACUACUGAGAAGUUGCAAGACACAACAAACCAAAGUAAAUCAACAAGGAGCAAACUCACUGACAGUAAAGCAGACAGCCAGACCAGUGCGGUAGCUACAAAUACAGGUGAAACUGUGAAGAUGGAGAAGUCAGCUAAAGAAGCCAGAGGGCCGCAGAAGAAAGUCGAAGGGUUAAAUUCACAAGUGCAAGCUGUGAGAGGCAGAGGAAAUCCUCCUGGAGCUGCAAAGCUGAAAAAUCAAAGUUGCAUGAAAAGCGAGGAGGCUCAGUCCACGUCGCAGCCGGCGGCUUCUUCACAAGGCAGAAAGAAAGGUGCUAUAGCUGCAGGUGAAGCGGGAGAAACUGGUCUGAGAAGAUCCAAGAGGAUCGCCAGCAGAAGUGAGUGUGUUUGAUGAUUUUGCUCAAGGAGGUAGCUGAUGCUGCCUGCUGACC